UUCAACUAAACGAUAUCCACAGGGUUGGCAGGGCACGGAUAGGUCUUUUUUUUAACGUUUUUUUUAAAAUUCCACCUGCGUGACGCAGCAAAUGGGACUCGCUAAUUAGGCUGGAGGACGAAUAGGAGGCACUUCCUCCAAGAACUCAUUCACCUCUCGAGUCCGACCCUCUCUCUCCGUCUCUCUCUCUCUCUCUCUCUCUCUUUCUCUCGAGUUUCAGUUGGGAGUCCUUUCUGGUCGCCAUCAGCAUCUCACCUGUGCCGCCACCGCCGCUGCACCACCACCAUGGAUUUGACACUGUCGAAGAUUUCAAAGGCGCCGGAAAACAGGCGGUGCGCGCGCGUCUGGAAGGGUUAAAAAGGAACCGGCCCAUGUGAACAAGGGGGGAGAAGAAAAAAGCUUGAGCACUCCUGUAUGUUACAGCGCAUGGCCUCUGGACACAGUGGGAACGACCAUGCACAAACCCCCCCGCAAGCGCAGUCUGUACGUGUUCCUGUGUUUUGGCAUCAUAUACCUCAAACUCGGGGCCCUGUCCUCGGUGGUGGCUCUGGGCGCCAACAUCAUCUGCAACAAGAUUCCCGGGCUGGCACCUCGCCAGCGGGCCAUCUGCCAGAGCCGCCCGGACGCCAUCAUCGUGGUGGGCGAAGGCGCCCAGAUGGGCAUCAAUGAGUGCCAGUUCCAGUUCCGGUACGGACGCUGGAACUGUUCGGCGCUGGGAGAGAGAACGGUCUUCGGUCAGGAGCUGCGAGUAGGCAGUCGGGAAGCGGCGUUCACCUACGCCAUCACGGCGGCGGGGGUGGCUCACGCCAUCACGGCGGCGUGCAGCCAGGGCAACCUGAGCCAGUGCGGCUGCGACCGGGAGAAGCAAGGCUACUACAACCAGGAGGAAGGCUGGAAGUGGGGGGGCUGCUCGGCCGACAUCAAGUACGGGAUCGAGUUCUCUCGCCGCUUCGUGGACGCCCGGGAGAUCAGGAAGACGCCGCGCCGCUUGAUGAACUUGCAUAACAACGAGGCGGGGAGAAAGGUACUAGAAGAAAGGAUGAAGCUGGAGUGCAAGUGCCACGGCGUCUCCGGCUCCUGCACCACCAAGACCUGUUGGACGACGCUUCCCAAGUUCCGAGAGAUCGGCUACGUACUCAAGAACAAGUACAACGAGGCCGUGCACGUGGAGGUGGUCCGGGCUAGCCGACUGCGCCAGCCCACCCACCUCAAGGUGAAGCAGACUCAGGGCUACCGCAAGCCCAUGGAGAUGGACCUCGUCUACAUCGAGAGGUCGCCCAACUACUGCGAGGAGGACGCGGCCACGGGGAGCGUGGGCACCCAGGGACGCCUGUGCAACCGCACCUCGCCGCACACGGACGGCUGCGACCUCAUGUGCUGUGGGCGGGGCUACAACACACACCAGUACACCAAAGUGUGGCAGUGCAACUGUAAGUUCCAAUGGUGCUGCUUCGUCAAGUGCAACACGUGCAGCGAGAGGACGGAGGUGUUUACCUGCAAGUAAGGAAACUCGAGUGCCAGAAAGUGAGGCUCCAAGGACUAUUUGAAUGAAGAAGACUCGAGCGGACACACCCCACCCCCUCCCGAGAUGAUAAACGCGUGACGUGGACCAGUGAGAGCUUUUUGAAAUGAGAAAAAAAGGAAUGGGACUUUACGCUAUCAGCUCUUCGUGGCAUCGUUUUGCACAGCAGAAUCUAUUUUAAUUUCUUCUCUGAAAGUAAAUGCUAAAUAUCGGUUCGGUAAUACCCCAGAACUUUACCGUCACAUAGAGGUUGAGCUCACGUACCGAUGUCGGGACUGCGGGCGACGAAGGGCGCCCCCUGUCGGGACCUGUGCUCUUUGCACUCUGGGAUCUGGAAUUGUUCAUUUCAAAAAAGAGACUCUUUGUGCAUGGAGAGGAAACAGUAACCUGGGAGGUGAUCAAAGAAAUGACAGCAGCUGAUGAGGGAGAGAUUUGUCGAGUUUUUGUAUUUUUUUUUUUUAUAGAAAACUUUGAUCGUAUUUUCACGACAGGGGGAGCAAAAAGUGAAUCUUGACAUGAAUGACCCCCCCAAAUUGGCUGGGGCUUAUGUUGUUGGAGUUUUGUUGUUGUUUUUGUAGAAAUGAAGAACAUUUUGUAAGUACGGUGCGUUGGGGUGCGCCAAAAUCUGAGUGGAGAACUCUGUUAAACCCUCUGCUGCCAACUGGAAUAUGGUGGAGUAUGUUAGUUUUCCAGUCACACUGGAACUGUCUGUUCUGAACACUGAAAAUAAAUUGUUUAUUUAUGUUAUAGUAUCUUAAAAAAACGAAGCACUAACGGGUAGAGAUGUCUUUUUUUGUACUAAGUGUAAAGAAAAAAAUAUACUUUUUAGAAACUGACUGAAAAUAUGUGUCGAUUAGAAAAAUGCCCCCCCCCCUCCUCCCAAUCCCUAAAAACACCUAAUUGAAAGAAAUAUGGAAGAAAAAAAGGUUUCAUUGCUACUGGUGUUCAAACACCUUGGUUUCUAUUUUACUGUAGAGUAGUUUGUUUGUAGCACCCCCCCCCCCCCGUCCCCCAGCAGUAACAUCCAAUGUUUUUUUUGCAUAUUUCAAACAACUGACAGUAGCAAGAGAACUCAUCCUUCCUCGAUUCAUAUAAACAUGAAGCUGAUAUGUUGCUGAAUGUGUUGUUGAGUGCUGCACUGAUAUUUUCCAUUCAGAUACGACUCAUGAGAAUUAAAUAAACUCCCAUUUGACUCA
Molecule: messenger RNA, 2718 nt
Organism: Pseudoliparis swirei
Lineage: Eukaryota; Metazoa; Chordata; Actinopteri; Perciformes; Liparidae
Gene: wnt7bb
Product: wingless-type MMTV integration site family, member 7Bb
Exons: 4
Coding region: 455-1504 (349 amino acids)
Biological process (GO): positive regulation of JNK cascade; cell fate commitment; canonical Wnt signaling pathway
Cellular component (GO): extracellular region
Molecular function (GO): cytokine activity; frizzled binding
Source: RefSeq, a predicted model, not a curated record